This is a messenger RNA of Necator americanus (New World hookworm), 339 nucleotides long. RefSeq lists its product as uncharacterized. The coding region runs from base 1 to 339 and encodes 112 amino acids. The record is from RefSeq and is a predicted model, not a curated record. The transcript has 3 exons. NCBI's taxonomy places the organism in Eukaryota, Metazoa, Nematoda, Chromadorea, Rhabditida, Ancylostomatidae.
AUGCAAUGCUCUUCGAGUCCCUCACGAGAAGAGAAGCCACUGGGCAACUGUUGUGCGCGAUCGGGACAAAUGGAAGUAUUACUGGUGCCAACUCGAGCAAAUCGAUUAACAAAGGGAGCACAGAGUACAAGUGAUACGGGAUCGCUAGUAUCCCUCGUGUCGAAAAAUGCUCCUGGGAUCAUGCGUGCUGAAUGGAGGUGUGUCACUGCUGUGGACGAGAAGAACUAUGAGAUAGGAAAAGCACAAGGAGUGUUUGAAGCUGAAGUUCGAAUGUUCUCAAAAUGUAGAACUGACGCGUUUAGGAAGAUGUCUAUGAAAUGUUUCGCCCUUAGUUUAUAA